GGCGUUUUUUCUUACUUUUUAUAAAAAACUACAAGUCCCAGCACUGCUCCGGUUCUAUUUGUUAUUUUGCUGGCAGUGACACGUCACCUUACGUCACUACCGCACCUGCGCAGCCAUCUUGAACCUUUACCGAGCAACGGACACAGAAAGGCAGGAAAAAGGAAUAAAAUAUACCAACCUAAGCGAAGGAAACAGUGAUAUGUCUGCUAGAAUUAAGGAUAUAUGAACCAAUAAAGGUCGAAUACAGCAGAGCUACCAGGGGUCAGCAAAGGAGACGGUAAACAACCAUCUAAGUGCCUCGGAUACCCGGACCUACAAGUCAUCUUUUUUGCCGGACUAGGAAGGAAGAGUCGAUACGCCGACAGAAAAACAUCUAGAGUGAAACCAUGAAUCCCGAAUAUGACUAUCUGUUCAAACUCCUGCUCAUUGGAGACUCUGGAGUAGGAAAGUCCUGUCUUCUGCUGCGCUUUGCAGAUGACACCUACACAGAGAGCUACAUUAGCACCAUCGGAGUGGAUUUUAAGAUUCGCACCAUUGAGCUGGAUGGCAAGACCAUCAAACUGCAGAUUUGGGAUACUGCAGGUCAGGAGAGGUUUCGUACUAUCACCUCCAGUUACUACCGUGGAGCCCAUGGCAUCAUAGUUGUAUAUGAUGUGACAGAUCAGGAGUCCUAUAACAACGUCAAACAGUGGCUUCAGGAAAUUGACCGUUACGCCAGUGAAAAUGUCAACAAACUUCUGGUGGGCAACAAGUGUGACCUGACUACUAAGAAAGUAGUGGACUACACAACAGCGAAGGAGUUUGCUGACUCUUUGGCUAUCCCCUUCCUGGAGACGAGCGCCAAGAACGCCACCAACGUAGAGCAGGCUUUCAUGACCAUGGCGGCUGAGAUCAAGAAGCGUAUGGGUCCAGGGGCUACAGCCGGUGGCGACAAGCCUAACUUAAAAAUUGAGAGUACCCCUGUCAGGCAGUCUGGAGGGGGUUGCUGUUAAAAGGAUCGCUCGCCCCCCAUCACCCCAGCCAUCACCUACACCAUUUCCACCGAAAUUUCCCUUUCUUCUCCUCUCUGUGCUUUCUUACUUCACCUCUGCCAGUCCCACACCUCAGCAUUCCUCCAUAACACCAUGUAACCCACUCACACCUCCCUGACUAUCCCUCUGUCAGCCUACUUGGGCAUACAGGACGGCCGGGCAAACAGACGAGCAAUCUGUGAGUGUUAAGGUCUAAUUGAAACUUAGGGAUGGCCUGUACCUCCUCCAAAAAAACGAAGUGGAGAGGGCAACCAGUGUGUGAGGGUCGGGGAUGGGUGGUGGUGGUCAGGGGGGGCAGAAACAGACACUGAGACAAGUUUUACUUUCUUCCAAAAGGACAGAAAGAAAACGGAUAUGAGGGAAGAUUGGUAUUGAUUCAGAGAGAAAUGGAGGCAAUGGAAGAUUACAUUUAGAUACAAGUGAGCUUAUCUCCACACAUACUCUCACAUACACACUUGGACACACACACACACACACACACGCUGUGGUGGGGUGGUACGGGUUAAAGAGAUUUAAGCCUUUUGGCGUAACACAUUUCUCCUCAGGCUGUGUCUGUCUUUGUCGAUCUCAUCUUAUGCCCCCCCCAACCUCAUCCCACCAUACCCCUAAUUUUUGCUACCUGGAAUUAUUUACCUGCACAGUCACGCCACUGUAGAUGUUCUGUACACAGUAGUAGUAGGACACGUUCCUGAAUAGCAGCAGCCUGCUAACAGUGACUCAUCAUUGCUAUUUCCUGAUGAGGGUCCAGGGAAAGCCUUGUCAGGGAGCCUCCUCUCCUCCAUCUGUCCUAUUCUUUCAGCCUGUGCUCCAUUUUCUUAUUGUGUGUUCAGAUAGAAAGCAAAGUGAAUGUUUUUACCUUAUGUUUGAGCAGUGUGUGUUCUUUUACCUCAGGCAGCCAGUGUACCAGCUGCACAGACAUUAGCAGUGGGCUAGGUAGGGAGUGUCGGAUCUUCUUUUCUGUGCUUUUCCUCCAGUCUCUGCUUGUUCAACCUGUGUCUGUAUGUUCGUGAAGGAGUUACAUUUUUCCUCAGAUUUUUAACUAACACAGUCUCUUCAGCUUAAUACUCAAAUUGCUGUCAAACAGCACUAAAAAGGUUAUUUGUCAGUGACUUUUAAUGCAGUCACAUUGUUUCCUAUCUGUAUGAACACACCUUUAACUUGUCAUUCUGCUUCAAACAAACUUGGUCUCUGCUCGAAGGCAAUUCAUGGUGCUGUGCUCAGUUGUAACCAUGUAAAGUGACAGAAGGAGCUGUGUGAAGAAUGACAAAAAAAAAAAAAGAGAGCUUACUUUCAUGUCUCUUCAUGCUGGCCAGUUGUGCAAAGUCAGUCUGAUUGUCAGAUUAUAGUUACAAAAUUACCUCCAGGGUUAGAAAGGAGGUUUCACUGAUAGAAUCUACUACCGGCGUUUAGUUUGAAAAAUACUGGGGCCUUUAGUACAUCAGAAAAUGAUAGAGCAACGUUUUUUUUUUUCAUUCUCUUGAAACAAGCUCGGUAGCAUAGUGAAUACUUGUGGGGGUAGUUGUCAAGCUGCUGGUGUAUAGUUAGAGUUAGCAAGCCUGCUACUUUGGUUGCUGAUAGUAAGUUAACACACUUUUACUCAGUGUACCAUCGACUCCUGUCUACAAGCCAUACCUCUUUUGUGGAGCUGGAUGUAUGGAAGUGGAAAAUACAACACAGCUAGGAGGAUAACAUUCUCUCUUCUGGAUGGUUUGGCUUGCAAUUGGUCAAGGAAGCAAAGGGAUUCCUUAACCAAAGACUCAGAACAGGAAAACAGGCAGCUCAGCAAAUUCCAUGUGUAGAAGUCAGAGCUGGAAAGGAAGUGACGGUUGUGAGAUUUGUAAUAUGUGGUGUUUGGUUUUUUUAAGCUAUGAUUUCAUGGUUUAAAGAAAGCAAUGUGAAAAAGUGCUGUAACAUUUAGCAGAGUGAAAUCCUGGAAUGACACUAAAUAUAACAGGGGGGCAGAUAACAGCACAGAUGAUGGGGCAUGCCAGAGCUGGGCUGGGGUGGGGGUGGGAGGGCACUUGGUUCAAGUUGUUUUGGCAAACAGAAACAAUUGGCAAUAUCCUGCAUUGAUCUUACAAUUUGUGUUUUAUUAUUGUUAUGAUUUCAUAGUUUGUUUGUUUUUUUUAUGGGGACUACUUACACGAUUAGCUUCACCUCUCAUGUUCAGCAUAUGGCAGAUAGGUUUUAGGAUGUUGUUUUGUUCUUGCUUGUUUGCAGAUGAAGCUGGGGUAGAGAUGCGGUGUGGUUGUGUCUAUUGCCUGAGCAGAUGGGGUCUUACAAAAGCUGCUGUUCCUUCCCUGAGAUCAACCAAUCUGUCAGACACAGUUGUCUCUUACUUGGACUCUCGGGUCAUGCCUGUUUUUUUUUUUUUAAACAUGCAUGAGCAUCCCUGGUUCCUCAUCAGAUUCCUUAGUGCUCCAGUUUGUGCCUCCUAUGUAAUCCUCCUCUUCAUGCUUGAGUCUGAUUAUGAAGUCCUUGGUAUACUUCAGUAGAACGAGUUCAUAUAAAAUAUUGUUCAAACAUGCCUAUGUAGAGAUAUGCGUACAACUGUUAUGAAGCAACAUACUCAAAGUUCACAUACUGAAUUGUACAGAUUAGGCUAAAUUAAACAAAAACUACCCUGCAAGAAUUGAAAAAUGUACAACCCUCCUCCUGAAGCUCUUACUUCUCCCCUCUGUUCUAAGCCCCUCCUCAACAGAGAAAGGAUGAAACUUCACCUUAUGACAAUUGACUCCACCAGCGAUAAAGACCAUUAAAUGCAGUUGAAACACAAUUUUGGGAUUUCGGUCCAAGGGUCAUUAUGGAGAAGUACAAAUUUGACCAGAAAUUCAGCGUUCAGUUCAGAUUUGACAAUUCAAACUUCUGACUAAAAUGUAGAUCACUGUGGUUAUAUACUCAGCACUGGUCACUUAAAAAGAACAAACUGGAGUGAGCAGUAAGUGAGCAGAUUUGAGAAUGUUUCACCUGUAAUUGUUGAUCAUGACUGCCAACAGUUGUAGUGUAGUAAUGGUGGAAUCAGAGAGAUUGGAGUCUGUUUACGUGCCCGGAGCUCUGUGCAGCUCACUGCUUCUCAAAGUUGUGUUAAGUCACAGUGGUAUUUCCAGGGAAACUGGAAGGAAUGUGAGAGACGGAGCAUCCCCCUGGCCUAUUCGAGGGGCCUCUACACAGCAGUGAAACUCUGCUUCUUUACAUGAUACCUGAUUAAUCUGAGCCACUGCUUUUUACCCUGUUUGACAAGACAACUGGAAAAUAUGCAGACAUUGUUGAAGAAAGCUGCUCACACAUGAAAAAAAAAAAAAUACUGUACUGCGGUAGCGUUAGUCAUUCUGAUGACUGUUCUUUAUUGGUGUCUAACUGUACACAUCCGCAAUGGUCAGUUUCAUCAUGUGCGUUGUGUUUGGGGGUGUCAGGAGGUUCAGGGACUGACUGGUCUUGGUUUGCUGACCGGGUAUGAACUCCCAACUCUCCCUUCAAGCCAACCAUGUCACUGCAACUUGAUGAAUUCCUCAAGAUCCCCAAUGACCAGUCCCUGCUCUCACAUGAGGGAAGCUCACUGAGGUUUCAUUUGCGCUCCCAGUUCUCUACAAGAAGAUCAUGGCAACAUUUCAGACAGAACAAGGCCUCAGACUGAGGCAUCACAAAGAGCACGAGUCCACUUCCAUUUGUGAAACCUCUUCACUGACUGACGCUCGCUCAGAAAGCUUCAACUCUGCACUGAUCAGAGUGGAGCAGAUGUGACGUUACCUUCUUCUGUAUACAUUGGCAUUACCCGGGGAUGAGGUGUGUACGUGUGCACCUGCGUGCGCAUGUGUGUAUGUUUGUUACAGCCCUGUGGAGCCAAACUGGAAUGCUACAGUUUUUAGUGCAGAACUGGAAUCUGACACUGAGGGGGAGGGAAGGCAGCAGCAGUAAGCAUAUGUAUGUGUGUGUAGAGCAGGGCAGGGUUGCAUGUAACAUUCCGGAGCUUUUUGGACACAUGUUGGUAUCCCGGCAUCACGCCAGUCUCACUUUAGUAGAUGCAGAAGAAGCAAUCAUUUGAAAUUUAACACUUAACACACUCUCUCGCUGUCUCUCUCUCUCCCUCUCUCUCGCUCUUUCUCUCACGCACACACACAUACACACACAGACACACACACACAUACAUAUAUAUAGUGGAUGUUUUGCGCUUUCAUGAAGAUUUCAUUUUUUAAAAAUCUUUUUCUUUCAACAGGUCUUGAUAUGAUACUGAUUUUAAUGUAUUCAUUGAAUACUGUACUGUGUUGUCUAGUCCAUGGAAGUAUGAGGGGACACUGGGCAGGGUGGGCCUUCUGAUGAGGGUGGGGUUAAACACAUAUAGGGUGGGGCUUCUGCUUAUGAAUGUGAUUCUGAUGAAACAAUGCUUGACUUUUCUUCUUUAGCUCUCAUUUUGUAUUUUUUUUGCAUUUAAGGUUUUUUUUUCCCUCCUUGUCAUUUGCACACUGUUCAGUGGCUUAAUAAAGGCACUCACUAUGUGGUGUUUGUUAAUAAAAAGCACCGGGCGGGAGCUCGCCUGUCACCUUCUGUCUUUUAUUUUCUUUUUGGCUUGUUCACUUUGGUGCUGUCUCCCUGCUGAGUUUGAUCAUGUUUUUUUUUCUGUACAUAUUAUAAAUAUAUAUAUAAUAAAAUGAUGAAAAGGAUCAAUGUCAA
Molecule: messenger RNA, 5699 nt
Organism: Stegastes partitus (bicolor damselfish)
Lineage: Eukaryota; Metazoa; Chordata; Actinopteri; Pomacentridae
Gene: rab1ba
Product: zRAB1B, member RAS oncogene family a
Exons: 6
Coding region: 387-992 (201 amino acids)
Molecular function (GO): GTP binding; GTPase activity
Source: RefSeq, a predicted model, not a curated record